Molecule: messenger RNA, 4568 nt
Organism: Ictalurus punctatus (channel catfish)
Lineage: Eukaryota; Metazoa; Chordata; Actinopteri; Siluriformes; Ictaluridae
Gene: tfap2b
Product: transcription factor AP-2 beta
Exons: 7
Coding region: 501-1832 (443 amino acids)
Biological process (GO): regulation of transcription by RNA polymerase II; regulation of cell population proliferation; anatomical structure development
Cellular component (GO): nucleus
Molecular function (GO): DNA-binding transcription factor activity, RNA polymerase II-specific; RNA polymerase II transcription regulatory region sequence-specific DNA binding
Source: RefSeq, a predicted model, not a curated record
AACUCCACCUACCACUCGUGCACGGGAUUCUCCUUCCACCGAAUGAACGUCACGUCACGCCACGCCACGCAGGAGGCAGCGCGAGCGCAGGACGGCGCCUUCACGCUCCGCUUCUCCCGCGCUGUUCUUUUUUUUUUUCUUCUCCGGCUCUUAUUAAAGAGUCAUGAAUAACGAUUAUUCCGGGGGCAGGAGCUCAGCGACGGCAUGCACACGCACACACACAUACACACACACGCUCACUCACACUCACACACACACUCCCGAGCCCAAAAACACCGGAUGAGGAAGAAGGAUAAGUAAGGCUCGUGGAGCUCGAGGCGCGGUACCGAGUCGGAGAGUCGGACAGCGCGCUGAAAACACAAACGGAUCUCCUCGCGCGCUUUUCUAUCAGCGUAUCCGAUCUUCCCCCGAAGUCGGGUCGGUGUGUGUGCACGUGUGUGUGUAUAUGUGUGUAUGUGGUGUGUGUAUGUGUGUGUGUGGGAAUAGAUUGUAAACUCCAGAUGUUAGUGCACACUUACUCAGCCACGGACCGCCAUGACGGCGUACCGGGCCACAGCUCGAGACUCUCCCAGCUCGGCUCGGUGUCUCAGGCUCCGUACUCCAGCGCGCCGCCGCUCUCGCACGCGCCCUCCUCGGACUUCCAGCCGCCGUACUUCCCGCCGCCGUACCAACCGCUGCCGUACCCGCAGAGCCAGGACCCGUACUCGCACGUGAACGACCCGUACGCGCUGAACGCGCUGCACCAGCAGCACCAGCAGCACCCGUGGGGCUCGCGCCAGCGGCAGGACGUCGGCGGUGAGAGCGCGUCCCUUCUGCCGCAGCCGAGGGCGUCUCUUCCGCCGCAGCUCUCCGGGCUCGACCCGCGCACCCGGGAUUACUCCUCUUCCGUGCGCCGACCGGACGUGCUGCUGCACUCUGCGCCGCACGGGCUCGAGCCCGGGAUGGGGGAUAGUCUGUCUCUGCACGGUCUCGCGCACGGCAUGGACGACACGCACGCUGUAGAAGACGCCAAUCACAGUGGUAUGAACAUCCUGGAUCAAUCCGUUAUUAAAAAAGUCCCGAUGCCGCACAAGAGCGUCACGUCUCUGAUGAUGAGUAAAGACGGGCUGAUCGGCGGCGUCACCGUCAACGUGAACGAGGUGUUCUGCUCGGUACCGGGCCGCCUGUCUCUGCUCAGCUCCACCUCCAAGUACAAGGUGACGGUGGGAGAAGUGCAGCGGAGACUCUCACCGCCCGAGUGCCUCAACGCCUCCCUGCUCGGCGGGGUACUGCGCAGAGCGAAAUCGAAAAACGGCGGCCGCUCUCUGAGAGAGAAGCUGGAAAAAAUCGGGCUGAAUUUGCCAGCAGGAAGACGCAAAGCUGCCAACGUCACUUUGCUGACGUCACUGGUGGAAGGGGAAGCUGUUCAUUUAGCACGAGACUUUGGCUACAUCUGUGAAACAGAGUUCCCCACCAAGGCCGUGUCCGAGUACCUCAACCGCCAGCACACGGACCCCAACGAGAUCCACGCGCGGAAAAACAUGCUGCUCGCAACAAAGCAGUUGUGUAAGGAGUUCACAGACCUCUUGGCGCAGGACCGCACUCCGCUCGGGAACUCUCGUCCGACGCCCAUCCUGGAGCCGGGCAUCCAGAGCUGUCUGUCUCACUUCAGCUUCAUCACGCACGGCUUCGGCUCGCCGGCCAUCUGCGCCGCGCUCACCGCGCUGCAGAACUACCUGACCGAGGCGCUCAAGGGCCUCGACAAGAUGUUCAUCAACAACCAGACCUCCAACCGGCACACUCCGGCCGACGGCUCGAAAGGAGGAGAGAAAGACGAGAAACACAGGAAAUGAGGCACAAUGUCGGGAAAGGAGGAGAAGAAGAGGCUCUAAGAGCACCGCUUAUCAGAUGUGUCCAGAGAUUCUUUGUACUCGAGAUUUAUGAUGUUCUGUUUUACGUUCUUGUGAGGGGGAGGAGGGGGGAGGGGAGGGUCAGGGGACGGCACGUCGACUAGGAGGAAAAGAAAGAAGGUGAAGAAGUGGAGGAAAGCUGUAAGGAACUUGACACCGCUGAGGCACUUGUGCGACGCUGUCAUUAUUCAUACGAGCCUGGCGACAUUUUAUCAUAAAGACAUUAACGAUGAACACCACACACACACACACACACACACACACACACACACACAGCGUGCUAUCUCAUUGAGAUAAUGCCCAUCGCUCUGCUGUCCAGCCUUUAACCAGAGACUCUCGAGAAACAGGAAAAGAAAUGAACACUCAGUGAAAUUAACACCAGAACCCCGUCUAACUACCCAGACUGUGUAAUAGCUCUCGAUGUUGCUGUAUGAAGGCAUGACUUGAGUGUUUAUUUUGACCUACUCCAGAGUGUUUAAAACAACUGUAAUUAAAUCUUCUUAGCUCUAAAUACGAGGAAACGGCACCACUUUCCGAUUCAGCUCAGAAAUCCUGAGCGUUACGUGGGUGUUUAUUUGAACCACUGGAUAUUCAUUAUAUCUAUAAUCUGGGUCGAGCUCGGGACUCUGAAACCCUCGCUAACUCGAACAUCAUCUCACACAGGACUUCAUUGCUAAUCUAAUCUAAACAACCAGCAGCGUCAUGCAUGGCUAGGGGAUCGCCGUCGCGUUUUACAUAGCCUGCACGCUCAUCGGCCUUCGAGUAAAAGCAGAAUCCUCUAUGCAAUGAAGGAAAGAGAUUUAAGCGGAGUGGUUAAGAGUUAAAAGGUUUCCGCUCCAGAAACAGCGGCGGCUUUCUUGGGAUUUGAGCAUCACGACUUACUGCCUUUUCGGGGGAGGGGGUUUUUGUUUUGUUUCGUUUUUUUUAAACAAAAGGUGCUCGUUAUGAAUUAACGCAAUUUUGACGCACAGAAAACAAACAAACAAACAAACAAAAACAUGUACAGACACCCUUAUAUACACCGCAAGUACUGAAUCAGUGUUGGAUCGGCGUCCACGUGGACGAAACGCAGGUGUGUAUUCGACACCGCUCUCCAGGCUGUGUAUAGGAAUAAAUAUAGCUAUACAGUGGGAUCCAAAAGUUUUACAUAUUUGAAAAAGAAAAAAGAUUUCACUAUCUUGCAUAUUCAGUAUUGACCGCGUUAACUCCUUCGUACAAAAGGUCAGAUUUUCCUCUAAUCUAAUGCUGCACUCGACAACUUUUCAUAUUUCCGACGCCCCCUCGACUGGUCUCCUGGACUCCGAGUUCAGCGAGUGACGUCAAAUCAACAUCAGCAGCACUUUUUUUUUUUAUCUUUCAGUGGGUUUUGCUGCAUAUUCAAUCCAGAUACAGACGCAUUCGCUUGUUAAAUCUAUAACGCUGACUGUUUUGAGGAGGUAGCUAAAUAUACGCUAGUUAGCUAGAUUCUUGCUAACAAAAGAAGACACUGGAGGCAUCCAUGGGGUUUUUUUUUCCUCCCUACUUUGGAAAUUCCCAAAAUUCCCACUUCUGAGUCGGACUGAAUGAACGCAGUAUCACGCAGUCUUUCGUUCAGACGACCAUCGGGUUUUACAGAAACUUUUACGGAGUCCAUGCUAGCUCGAGCGUCGCUAAAAUCGACCAAAAAAGCAAGACUUAGCCAUUCAAAAGAUUUCACUUUUCACUGAUGCUGAAAGGUCUCGGUAUGUUGCAUUAGAAAAGAACGCAAACCAGAAGCAGACUUUUGGACCUCACUGUAUUCACCCAGUCUCAUCAUGUACAUAUCCAAAAUGAGAAACUGCAGUGGCAGAACAUGGAAAGGGGUCUCGUUGGAAAUCCUGUACUCGGCGUCUCUUCGAUCUGAGACACUCUGAGAACUUCUCCCCCAACACGCACGGACAGAGAGAAGUUCGAAGAAGUGAUUCUUCAUUUCAAAUGAUUCCAUCAGACACCCAAACCUCCCUCAGAGCUCCAGGAUUUUCUGCGCAGUUCCAUCACUAGUCCUGAUUUACAUCUUUGCACAUUAUUGACGCAUACAUGACACAAAAAAAAAGAAAAGAAAAAAAAAAAAAGAAUCCUGUUCUGUUGUUGUUGUUGUUUCACGUUUUCAUCCAAGUUAAAUUGGCACGCAUCAUGACUCGGAUCAUUCAUAUCCUUACGCACGAGAUGUUUAAGACGGAAUUCUGAGCAACAAUGCUGAAAGAUUUUAUCUAGAGAUGUUAUUGAAGAUGUACAUUGAGCUCUCCUUCUCUCCUCUCUCUUUCCUUCUUUCUUUCCUUUCUGCCUGAAACCUCGCGAUGUUGUCGAACAGCGGCUCUGUCAGACCGGAAGUCUCUUCUAAUUUAUGUAUGUAUGUAUAUAUAUUUAAUUUAUGCCUAAUUUAUGGAGGAAUGGAGGUUUUUGUACAUAGGAGCAGCUGGCUCGUCUGUCUGUGACUGUGUCCCUGUGCGUGGGUGAACGCUUGGUUUAUAGAUAGCAUCUAGUAUUUUAUAUUUUUAUUUCCUUUCCACCCCCCCACCCCCCUUGUUUUUGUUUGUUUGUUUGUUUGUUUGUUUUUUGUUCCAUAGGCAACUCGUUAUAUGGUGAAGGGUAGAUGGUUCUUUGUCCAGUGAUUUUCAUUUAUAUACCGAAAUAAGGAAUAAAUCACGUGUUUUAUUGUAA